Molecule: messenger RNA, 1872 nt
Organism: Pungitius pungitius (ninespine stickleback)
Lineage: Eukaryota; Metazoa; Chordata; Actinopteri; Perciformes; Gasterosteidae
Gene: slc18b1
Product: solute carrier family 18 member B1
Exons: 14
Coding region: 174-1520 (448 amino acids)
Biological process (GO): transmembrane transport
Molecular function (GO): transmembrane transporter activity
Source: RefSeq, a predicted model, not a curated record
UAUUGAGGAAAUCCUGCGCGCCGCUUUGAGAGCGCUUCACUGUGGCUGCAGACAGUCGGGGGCAGAUUGAUUGUUUUCGGUUGGUGUUUUUCAAGGUUUCCUCUGUGUGUCGUUACGUCACCGUCGGAAUUUCAGUCCUGCGUAAUUGGAAAAGAAGACCUGACCAUUUAGAAAUGGACCUACAAGUGGACCUCCAGCAAACAGAUAACAGCAGUCCAGCUGAAGCAACACGUCCUCCCACCAGGAUGACGAGACAGCAGACUCUCACCUUGAUAUCGAUGGCAUCUGUCAACUUUAGUUCAAUGAUCUGCUAUUCGAUAUUAGGCCCAUUUUUCCCCAAUGAGGCAGUAAAGAAGGGAGCCAGUCAAACGGUCAUUGGCCUCAUAUUCGGCUGCUACGCUGUCUGCAAUUUAAUUGGCUCAUUGAUCAUGGGUAAAUAUAUCGUCCAGAUUGGCGCAAAGUUCAUGCUUGUGGCCGGCCUUUUUGUGUCUGCAGGCUGCACCAUCCUGUUCGGGUUACUCAACCGAGCUCCUGCGGGAGCCACUUUCAUAAGCCUCUGCUUUGUUGUGAGGUCCAUAGACGCUUUAGGCUUCGCUGCAGCUAUGACCUCUACUUUUGCCAUGACAGGAAAAAUAUUUCCAAACAAUGUGGCAACUGUUCUGGGUGGUUUGGAGGUUUUCACAGGACUCGGUCUUAUUCUGGGGCCACCGCUCGGAGGGUGGAUCUACCAAUCCUUUGGAUACGAAGUCCCUUUCAUGCUUCUUGGAUGUUUCCUACUAAUUAUGGUUCCUUUCAACAUAUACGUCUUACCAAGCAUUGAAGCAGAACCCUCAAAGGAUUCCUUCCUGCCGCUUCUCACCAAAGUGAAGAUCCUCCUGAUCUGCUACGCGAUAUUCACUCUUAGUGCUGGUCUGGGCUUCUUGGACGCCACGUUGUCCCUGUUUGCCAUGGAGAAGUUUAAUCUCUCAGCUGGCUUCGUGGGACUCAUCCUUCUCGGUUUGUCGUUGCCAUACUGCCUGGCAUCCCCGCUGAUCGGCUAUAUCACCGACAAAUACCCUUCCACCAGGUCUUGGUUCAUGGUGGCUGGAGGUGCCAUUACAGCAUUUGGCUUCAUUAUGCUGGGCCCCGUCCCUUUUCUUCACAUCCAGAGCCAGCUGUGGUUGCAGGUCUUCAUGCUCGGUGUAAUUGGGUUUUCUCUGGGCAUAACUGUGAUCCCCACGUUCCCGGAGAUCAUCACAUGUGCAUAUGAAAACGGAUAUGAUGAGGGGCUCAGCACUCUUGGAAUGGUGUCCGGACUUUUUGGGGCAUUUUGGUCCGCUGGGAUGUUUUAUGGGCCAAUAGUCGGUGGCCUUCUCACGCAAAACCUGAGCUUUGAAUGGGCAGCUGCAAUCCAAGGAGGCGUGGUGUUUUUGGGUGCCUUUCUCCUGGCUGUGCACUACCUGUGUCAACCUUUACAACGACCAAGCGUUCUAGAAGACAGUCGACCAACAGAUGAAACCACUUGUCUCCUGACUGACUGAAGGCCUUUAGCAACGUGUGGAAGGCAUGCACAGACUUCACUGUGUCCGCCUUCCAACUUACCACGGUUUUUAAAUGUUUUUGUAAAUUAUUAUAAAUUUAUUAUGGUUUUUUUUUGGUGUUGCAGACAUUAAAAUGCUUUUGUAUGGGUCAUGAAAAUGAUUAAAUGUAAAAAAAAAAAAAAAACUGAUCCUAAACAGCCUAAAAAAAAGCAGUAGUUCUGUGUAUUUUUCUGAAUUUGUAGGAUAUUUAAAUUAAGUGAUUUUAUGUUGUGCAAAAUGAGGAAUGUUUUAUGAAUGGAGGAAGCCAACCACUGGAAAGUCCAAAUUAAAUGGGGCUUUGUCCUGGAGAUCA